Messenger RNA from Conger conger (European conger), 4060 nucleotides. Its product is annotated as filaggrin-like. The transcript has 4 exons. NCBI's taxonomy places the organism in Eukaryota, Metazoa, Chordata, Actinopteri, Anguilliformes, Congridae. The coding region runs from base 302 to 2866 and encodes 854 amino acids. The record is from RefSeq and is a predicted model, not a curated record.
CCAGGGUUGCCGACCCCUGAACUAAGCCAUUCCGCCAAAGAUAACGAAAAUACAGUCGCCUCCAUCCACGCUUCUUCAAACCUACACGUCACUUCCCUUAAUUAUGGUUACAUUCUUGAGUUAAGAAUCAACUUUAGUGUAAUUGUUUCAGCAUAUCAGCGUCUGAAUCACCUGGUGUGUUUAAUGUUCAAACGAGCCUUCAAAAACAACGGCAAUAGAAGAGACGGUAAAUAAAUGUUUUCUUGCUCUCGGCUUCCAUACGGUCCCCUGGUCUAGUCUGUCUAAUGGAUGCCAACCCUGAAUGAUAAUUAUGGCUAAUGGAUUGUGUUUAGGGAUGCCUUUGCUCUGUUCAGUUUGGGCUUUGAGUGUAAAUAUGACUGAUGCUUCCGCAGUCUACAGCUUUGGCUCAACCCAGAGUGGAAGUCACCCCAGCAGCUAUAGGCCAAGAAAAUAUCAUCAUCCACAAAGCCAUACCCCUCAUGCAAAUGGCCUCGAUACCAUCCACCUUGGGAAUCCCCGAAAUGGCAGAAGUGUGACCAGUCCUGGCAAGAGAGGAACUGUCUAUAUUGUAGGUAAUCAUGGUCUGAGAAGAUUAAUCGCCACUCUCUAUAAGAGAGUUCGUUUUGCACAUAGUUUCCAUAGGGGCAGUAUCUACAGUGUACGCAAUACUUUCCAGGGUGAAGGUGCCAUCAACCGAUCUUUAUCCAGAAAUAUUGAAAAUCGCAAGCGUUAUCCUCCAAGUGCGAUGAAUGCUGGCCACACAGGAAGUGCUUUUGGCCACUUUGCGUCCGGACAAAGCCGACCAAGUGGCUCUGAUCUUAAGUAUCUCCCCUUUAUUAUCAGUCAUUCAGCCAUUCAGAUGAGGCCUGUCCUCAUUGGGAAUGCAGCCGGUGUAGACUUCCCUGGCCCGAGGGCCACUGGUAUGCUCAACCGUGGACGAAUAAGAACCUCUCAUGGCCACUUUGGGUCUGAAGAUAGAGGAACAAUUCCCAGAAACAUGCCCAGGCGUGUUGUUCCUGCCCACAGUGAGAUUGGCCACAAUGAAGACCAUCAUGCACACAGUGGGAAUACCUACCGCCAACCUGUAUCUGCACAGAGUGCCAAUGAAGGAAACAACUAUGAUCACCACAACCUUGCCCCAAAUCUGUUUCAUCCAUCCACCAUCAACUUUGGGUCUGCCCACAGUGAGAUUGGCCACAGUGACAACAAUCAUGCACACAGUGGAAAUGCAUACAGGCAACCUGUAUCUGCACAGAGUGCCAAUGAAGGAAACAACUAUGAUCACCACAACCUUGCCCCAAAUCUGUUUCAUCCAUCCACCAUCAACUUUGGGUCUGCCCACAGUGAGAUUGGCCACAGUGAAGAGAAUCAUGCACACAGUGGAAAUGCAUACAGGCAACCUGUAUCUGCACAGAGUGCCAAUGAAGGAAACAACUAUGAUCACCACAACCUUGCCCCAAAUCUGUUUCAUCCAUCCACCAUCAACUUUGGGUCUGCCCACAGUGAGAUUGGCCACAGUGAAGAGAAUCAUGCACACAGUGGAAAUGCAUACAGGCAACCUGUAUCUGCACAGAGUGCCAAUGAAGGAAACAACUAUGAUCACCACAACCUUGCCCCAAAUCUGUUUCAUCCAUCCACCAUCAACUUUGGGUCUGCCCACAGUGAGAUUGGCCACAGUGAAGAGAAUCAUGCCCACAGUGGAAAUGCAUACAGGCAUCCUGCAUCUGCACAGAGUGCCAAUGAAGGAAACAACUAUGAUCACCACAACCUUGCCCCAAAUCUGUUUCAUCCAUCCACCAUCAACUUUGGGUCUGCCCACAGUGAGAUUGGCCACAGUGAAGAGAAUCAUGCACACAGUGGAAAUGCAUACAGGCAACCUGUAUCUGCACCGAGUGCCAAUGAAGGAAACAACUACGAUCACCACAACCUUGCCCCAAAUCUGUUUCAUCCAUCCACCAUCAACUUUGGGUCUGCCCACAGUGAGAUUGGCCACAGUGAAGAGAAUCAUGCACACAGUGGGAAUACAUACAGCCAACCUGUAUCUGGACAAAGUACCCAUGAAGGGAACCACUAUGAUCACAACUACCUUGCCCCAAAUCCGAUUCAUCCAUCCACCGUCAACUUUGGGUCUGCCCACGGUUACAGUGGAAGUCCAUACAGCCAAAGUACCCAUGAACUGAACCACUAUGAUCAUAAUAGCUUUGCUCCAAAUGUGAUUCAUCCGCCCACCACCAACUUUGGGAGCAACCCCACUGUAGGCAUACCCAGUGUCGACAUUUCGGAGCACAUUGGAAAUGCAUACGGCCAAUAUGGAUCUGCACAAAGUACACGUGAACAGAACCACUAUGAUCACAAUAACCUUGCCCCAAAUGUGAUCCAUCCAUCUACUAUCCACUUUGGGUCUGCCCACAGUGAGAUUGGCCACAGUGAACACCAUCAGGCACACCGUGAGAAUACGUACCACCAACCUGUAUCUGAACAAACCACAAGUGAAAGAGACCACUAUGAUCACGAUGGAUCUCUCCACGUUCAGAAUAGCCCGAGUAAAAUCAGUCUCGUUGAUAUCUAUUUUGGGAGUUCGAAUGGCCACCAUUUAGCUGGCCCUAGCCAAAGUGGUAGUAAUCUUGGAAACCUUGAUAGACCGAGUCUAUACACUAUACACUAUGGGUAUCAUCAUAGUGGAACUACACCCAAUGAAGGCGAUUCUCUUGCGAGUACACGUGCUCCUCGUAUCUAUGAAGUAAUCGGUCUAGGCCCUGCUCUUGCGAGGACAUUUGUACCAAAUGCAUUGAAUACGGACAACAACAGAAUUUCCCCCAGCGGCACACAUCGAAGCGUCCAUCUUCCUAGGAAAAAGACUCCCUAGGCUCUUUCAGUCUCCUCUGCAACAGCAAGUCAUUGGCUACGAUUUCCCCCAUCCACAAGAUCCCUCCCCUGGUAAAUGUGUUCAUCACAAUCACAUUCAUACAAUGAAGUCCAGCAGCUUCAAGCCAAGCUCAGAACCUCACACUGGUGUAUGUGCCUUCAUAUAACAGCCUUGACCCCAUUGAGACUGAGGACACCAGCUACACUACUCACACUGCAUUACCAUAUCCAUUCAAUAACCACUUUUAGGUAUUUUAUUGUCGGACUUCGGUGGCGCCCUGUCGGCCGAGUCUUUCCGGUGUGUCCCGCACACCGAUUUUUGCAGGGCUCCGACGCCGAUUCAACAUUGAAACGGCGUCGGAGCCCCCGGAGCCGUCGAUGAGAGAGCUCUCUGAUUGGCUGUCCAGCUAGCAAAUCAGUGCACGAGAAGAGAAACGGAAGCGACGAAAGCAAGCCAUUCCAAAGUUACUAUCACUACCAGACAUAAUUUUCGAUUAGUAUUACUAAAUAGCGAGAGAACAAGGAAAUUGCUGCAAACUGUUUGUUGUGAGCGAGACGAUGGCUGCUUCUAGGUCCAACGCAAUGCAAACGCAUUCCCCGGUCUUCCGGUUUCCAUUUUUUGAAAGACGAGUUAUUACCUCUCACGCAGGCGCAGAACGUACGUGCAACUCGGCCGUUGGCGGACCGUCGGUUUGGUGUGUCCGGGCCUUUCCCCCUUCUGAUGUUUGGCGUUAACACCUGAACCUCUUGACCUUGUCUGCAUGCUUUUAUGUAUUCGCUUGCUGAUUGGCUGAUAUUAGAUAUUGGCAUUAAUUGGCUGGUGUACAGGUGUAUCUAAUAAAGUGGUCAACCAUUUCAUAUAGUUUUGAAAUGCUGAAUAAUGCCUUUGCAUCAUAAUAAAUGUAAAGCAUGAGCUGAGACAAAAAUCAGAUGCGCCCAUUUUGUGAUCUGCGUUCCGAUCCUGGAUGGUAACCCAGAAGUAAUUUCUUACGAUUUUCUUGUCAAAUGUGAUUUUUGUAUCAAUGAUUAAAGCUUAAUGUUAAUCUAAUUAAAUUCCCUUCUUAUAUAAACGCGAGCACAAGUAUGCUGAAUACACUAGGGCCCGUAUUUUCUGGAAUCAACAUCGCAUGGCACUUUGGUGCAGUCACGCGGUGAGGUGCGUGGCUAUUGAAUGUCGCCAUUUUCCCAAAGUCAA